Callorhinchus milii (elephant shark) is the source of this 2240-nucleotide messenger RNA. RefSeq names its product solute carrier family 22 member 13. Bases 232 to 1890 code for a protein of 552 amino acids. Gene Ontology annotation, molecular function: transmembrane transporter activity. Gene Ontology annotation, cellular component: membrane. Lineage: Eukaryota; Metazoa; Chordata; Chondrichthyes; Chimaeriformes; Callorhinchidae. The transcript has 10 exons. Gene Ontology annotation, biological process: transmembrane transport. The record is from RefSeq and is a predicted model, not a curated record.
ACUUUAUGAUCGUACUCUGUGUCUUUCAUUUAUUUGCUGGCAUUUACUGAUGCCAACGGAAUGUUUUGUAAAAUCAAGAGCGGUAUAAAGAUAAAUGUUUAACUUCUGAUUUCCCCACAAAGAUUUUUUUAGGGUUAGUUAGUUAACCGCAGAUUAACUGUGUACUUUUGGAAAACAGCAUGAUAUGCAUGCUGAGUUUUGGUGCUGAUGUUUCACAGUAACGGAUUGUGAAUGGAACUACACGACGUGCUUGGUUCAGAUUCAAUGGGGAGUUAUCAGACCAUUCUUCUCUGCAGACUUUGUCUGAUAUUUAUUUUUACAGCGUUCGAGUUCUUUCUAGACCUUUUUAGCAUACCUGUGUAUCCAAGCUGCUCACGUCUGAACACAAAUGAAAGCAGGAACGAUUUUCAGCAUGAAAAAGAAUUCAGCAAUUUCUCCCAGCACAGACCAGCACAUCAGAGAAUGCAGACACCGUCCUCUGGGCUAAAUGGAAGCAUCCCAUUAGGAACGCUGAACGGAUCUCACUUGAUGGAUGUGAAGUGUGAUGAACAUCAUGUGAUUGCUUACGGCCAGACUAUGUUCAUGACCGGUCUUCUGCUCUGUUCAAUCGUUGGUGGGAUAAUAUCAGACAGGUAUGGCAGAAAAGGUCUACUCCUUGGCAGCGUCACCAUACAAGCAGUGCUGGGUCUGAUGUUGGCAUUUAUUCCUCAUGCCAUCUUUUAUCUGCUUACUCGCCUCCUGACUGGUAUGACUUGCUGUGGGAUCAUGAUCACAUCCUUUAGUUUAGUGGUGGAAUGGAGUGCACCUAAGCAUCGUGUCUGGCCACCAGCAAUUUUAUCCCUGGCCUUUAGCAUUGGAAUGAUGGUCUUCGCUGGUAUUGCUUUCAUAACAUCUGAUUGGCAACAGCUUCAUCUGGCAACUUCAGUCCCUCAGCUUGUGUGUUUGAUAUUUUACUGGUACAUCCCUGAAUCUCCAAGAUGGCUCCUGGCAAAUGCCAAUUUAGACAAUGUUAAAGAACUGUUGAAGAAAGCGGCCAAAGUCAAUGGGAUUUCAGAAGUGGACAUUGACUCCUUCUUGGUCGAAAACAACUACAAAGAACGUAAUGGUAUACAACACAACAUUCCAGCUAAUGCUUCCUCAGCGUUUAUGAAUUUCAGCUCUGGCAUAAUCAUUUUACGGCUGUUCGUCAUGAGUUACAUAAGCUUUGUAAUAGCACUGACAUACUAUGGUGUCUCUUUCAAUAUUGGAAGCUUUGGUGUCAACAUUUUCCUCGCCCAGUUUUUCUCUGGAUUGGUGGAAACGCCUCAGAUUGUGGUGCCCUGCCUCUUGGAGAGGUUUGGACGCAGAUGGGUUACCUGCAUUACCUUGUUGCUGACCGGAUGUUUGUGCUUGUUGUCGCUGCUAGUUUCUACUUUUAUUGAUAUGCCCUUUUUGAUCAUGGCUUUAGCUUUAUUGGGGAAGCUUUGUGUGCAGACUAGUUGCUUUGUGAGCACAUUAUACAACAUUGAACUAUUUCCUACUGUGAUCAGACAGAAGUGUAUUGGAUUUGUGGGACUUUGGUAUCGCAUCGGCAGUAUGCUUACAGGACUGGUCGCCCCAAAUGGCAGCAUUUCCUUGUCUUUUAUGAUCAGUUUUGGUAUCAUGCCAUUGCUCGGGGCAGUUUUGUGCCUAUUUUUGCCAGAGACGAAGUUCAGUGCUUUGCCAGACACUGUCCAGGAUUGUCAGCGGCAGCUGGGCCUGCUUUCGUGUUACAGAAGAAAAAACUCAACUGACAGCAAUGAGAGGAAUACAGAUCUGGCUUUAACCUGCAAUGAAGACAUCAGGAAUACAGGUCUGGAUUUAACCUGCAGUGAAGACACAGAACUCAAAAACUGCUGCAAACUGGAAUAAAAAGUCUUGCUACCAUUACCCAAGCACAUCUGCAUCUCAAAGGAAACAAGUGUAUAGNUUUUUUUAAAUGUAAAUAUGCAAUCCAAUUCACAUUUAGAAAGUGUCUUUCAGUUCAGGAGUCCAUCACGAAGCACUUCAAACACAAUCAACUAACGUUUCAUUUCCAAGGGUUGGUCAGACCUGCUUAUGAACAUUGCAGGAAAGAGACACAUUACCCUUGGAGCACUGCCGAUAAGUUAAGGUGUGAAAGAGAGUGGCAAUCAUUGGGUGAGGAUGAUCAGCAUGUUUGUUACUCUAGAUUCUCUAAGUCUGAAGGCUACAAUUUAAAUAAUACAUUGUUGUUAAAUGUC